Molecule: messenger RNA, 660 nt
Organism: Didymodactylos carnosus
Lineage: Eukaryota; Metazoa; Rotifera; Eurotatoria; Philodinida; Philodinidae
Source: the annotation of a GenBank genome assembly
AUGACAUCUUCAUCUAUAACGGCUGUCGAAGCUAUUGAAGUUAAUAACAAUGAAACACUCUCUUACGUUGAAGUGCAAAAGCACAUUGACUCUUUACCAGAGAAAUGUCGAGAAAAAAGCGUUAUUAAACAGAGUACAUUUGAUGGUAUUGGAAAAGGCAAAUAUGCAUGGGCGUUUCCGUUAAAAUAUAAGUCAGCUGUCGAUAUUUCCUUAAAAUUGCAAGAACUGUUUUUUCUUUUUGGUCCUCCGCGAAUACUUCAUAGUGAUAAUGAAAAAGAAUUUGUCGCAAGUGUUAUAACAGAGUUAAAAAAUUUGUUUCGAAAUUUAUGUUUUGUUCUAGGGCGUCCCCGUCAUCCUCAAAGUCAAGGUUGUGUUGAAAAGGCGAAUGAAGUUUUGGGCGAUGCGCUUGAAAAAUGGAUGUUAGAAAACGAUUCUAGUCAUUGGUCUGAUGGUUUUUUGCCCGUUGUUUAUGGAAUCAAUACUCGAGUUUCUAGUACAACAAAAUCAACACCAGAUGAAGUCGUGUUUGGCCAAUCGCCUCGUUCUGAUUCAAAAUUUUGGAAGCUUGUUAGUCAAAAUGGAAUUCUAGAUGAAGAAGAUUUACCAAGCCCGGUUGUUAGUUUGGAUGAUGAUAUCGAAAACUCUACUGAUGUUGUUUGA